Messenger RNA from Labrus bergylta (ballan wrasse), 2281 nucleotides. RefSeq names its product UDP-N-acetylglucosamine pyrophosphorylase 1 (gene uap1). Gene Ontology annotation, molecular function: UDP-N-acetylglucosamine diphosphorylase activity. The record is from RefSeq and is a predicted model, not a curated record. NCBI's taxonomy places the organism in Eukaryota, Metazoa, Chordata, Actinopteri, Labriformes, Labridae. Gene Ontology annotation, biological process: UDP-N-acetylglucosamine biosynthetic process.
AGUCAUUUAACAUUUUGUUAUGAUUGUGCAGAGUUGAAUCCGCCGUGAGCCGCUCUCUGCUCUGCUGUCACCAUCAUCAUCCUGCUCAUGCUGAACACAGCCGCUAAAAACAAGGAUUUGAACUGAGUGUGCACAGGGAACACGUUUAAUGUGAAUUACAGAGGGUGGCAGAUUUCAUAAAAAAAGCACUGCUGAUCAUGGACCCGAGUACCAGCGGACUUUCCCAGAAGCUGGCCAAAGCCGGCCAACUUCACCUCCUGCAGUUCUGGACCGAGCUGAGCCCGGAGGAGCAGGGCGACCUCGUCCAGGAGCUGCAGGUCAUGGACUUUCAGGAGAUCAAUGGAUUCUUCAAAAGUGCCAUGGAGACAUCCGGCAGCAGCAAGCAGGAGAAGAUGGACGCCCGUAUGGAGCCGGUGCCCAGGGAGGUGCUCGGGAGUGUGACGAGGGACAGGGAGAGUCUUAAAGACUGGGAGCUGGAAGGUCUGCACUGCAUCUCUCAGAGUAAAGUUGCCGUGCUGCUGCUGGCUGGAGGCCAGGGGACCAGACUGGGGGUCUCGUACCCCAAAGGCAUGUAUGACGUGGGGUUGCCGUCCCACAAGACCCUCUUCCAGAUCCAGGCUGAGCGCAUACUGAAGCUGCAGCAGCUGGCUGAGCAGAAGCACAAAGUCAAGUGCUGCAUUCCCUGGUACAUCAUGACCAGUGGCAGGACGAUACAGUCCACAAAGGACUUCUUCUCAAAACACAACUUCUUUGGCCUGGGCAAGGACAACGUGGUCUUCUUCCAGCAGGGCAUGCUCCCCGCCAUGGACUACCAAGGAAAGAUCAUCCUGGAGAACAAGGGGAAGCUCGCCAUGGCCCCCGAUGGAAACGGGGGUCUCUACAGAGCCUUGGGGCACCAGGGCAUCAUGGGGGACAUGGAGCGGAGGGGCGUUGAAUCCAUCCAUGUGUACUGUGUGGAUAACAUCCUGGUCAAAGUGGCUGACCCCGCCUUCGUUGGUUUCUGUGUGCAGAAGGGAGCGGACUGUGGAGCCAAGGUGGUGGAGAAAACCAAUCCAACAGAGGCAGUGGGUGUGGUCUGCAAGGUGGAUGGGCGUUACCAGGUGGUGGAGUACAGCGAGAUCACCCUGGCAACCGCCGAGAAGCGCAGCAGCGACGGCCGACUGAUGUUUAACGCAGGAAACGUGGCCAACCACUUCUUUAGCUUCUCUUUCCUCAAAGACGUCGUAGAGAAGUACGAGCCGCAGCUGCAGCACCACGUGGCCCAGAAGAAGAUCCCGUAUGUGGACGCACAGGGUCAACUCGUCAAACCGGACAAACCAAAUGGAAUCAAAAUGGAAAAGUUUGUCUUUGACAUCUUCCAGUUCGCCAAAAAGUUUGUUGUGUACGAGGUGCUGCGGGAGGACGAGUUCUCCCCUCUGAAGAACGCAGACAGUCAGGAAGGAAAGGACACGCCCACCACGGCCAGACACACCCUCAUGUCUCUCCACCACCGCUGGGUGCUCAACGCCGGGGGCCACUUCAUCGACGAGAACGGCAGACGUGUGCCCGCCAUCCCCAGAGACGGAGCAGCAGGCAGUGUCUCAGAUGCUGGCACCAGAAACCUGAAGGAUGGAACAGACCUACCAAUCAAAUGUGAGAUUUCCCCCCUGGUGUCCUACGGGGGAGAGGGCCUUGAAGAGUUGGUGAAAGGACGAGACUUUCAUCCAACCCUGAUGAUCGAUGAGAACGGCGUCCAUGAGCUGGUGAAGAACGGAGUUUAGGGCGGUGAAGGAGAGAGAGAGACAGUGACAACCCAAAGACCGACCUCCCUUUGUCUCUCCACGUAUGCAGGGAGAUACUGUGAUGUCAUCGCUGUGCAAUAGCAAAUGUCAUAUGCAUGUGUUCCUGAGCGAGGCUGUACGAGAUGAAUGAGCACCAUGUAUCGUUUACGAUCUUUUCUCUGCGUUGUAUGUCGAUGUCAGUUUGUCUUUGUGUUGAGGAGCACUUGAACACACUAAAUGAAGGACGAAGUCUCUGUCACACUGACUGGAUGAAGCAGUCGUCAGGUGCAUCUAUUUAUUUUGCUUAUGAGACUUAUUUUUUUAUGUACUAAUGGAUGCUCAACAGGUGGAAUGAACCAUCUACACGUUUUAUCUGAUGAUUUUUAUACGACGUUGGGCUGAGAUGAAAUAAUCUGACAUGUAAUCUGAGUACAUGGUACGGGCUCCGGGGGGUAUUUAUAUACUUCUUAUAAUCAUUGAAGAGAAGUUAGCGAUUAAAGAAAUGUCCUGAAUACAAAUCA